AUGCCUGAUUUAGUUGAUGAUACAGAUGGAGAGAAGAAAACUGGAGAAAAGGAAGUUGAUGAAAUAAAGAAAGUUAAGUCUUCUUUUGUUCAGAAUAAGUCUAUUCCUGAUGAUAUCUCCCACAAUAUUCAACAUAAUGAACCUUUAGAAGGUUUUCUUGACAAAAAACCUACUCCUGUGAAUAUCCACAGUGAUGAAGAAGACCAAAGCGAAGAAGUUGAAAGACAAAAGUGGAUGGAUGAAAGGAGAUUAAACUAUACUAUAAAUUCUUAUCGCAAUCUACCAGAAUACAAAUUAAAGGCUGAUAUACCUAGUUUUUAUGGUGGUUUACAAAUUGAAGGGUUCCUGGAUUGGUUUUAUGAAGUCGAAUCUUUCUUCAAGUUCAUGGACUUCCCUGAAUCUUCUAGAGUAAAACUGGCAUCCUAUAAAUUGAAGGGUGGAGCUGCAGCUUGGUGGGAAACACUUUGUGAAGAUCGAGAUAAGUAUCACAAACCUCCUAUACUUCCUUGGACUCGCAUGAGACGUUUAUUAAGAGACAAGUUUUUACCAAAAGAUUAUAAGAAACAACUGUUUAUCAAGCUUCAAAACUGUCGACAAGGAGCUAAAUUGGUUGAAGAAUAUGUAGCUGAGUUUUACGGUUUGGUUGCUCGUAACCAAUUAAAAGAAACUGAAGAACAAUUAGUUGUACGUUUUAUUUAUGGUUUGAACAAUUUAAUUCAACAAGGGAUGACACAAUCAUCAUUUACGAUGGUUGAAGCAAUACAACAAGCUCUUAAAGUUGAAAGGCGUGUCCUCAGUUCAACAGUCAUUGUUGAUCCAUAUUCGAAAAAGUCAACUGUCUUAGUUGAUCCACAUGACAGAAGCAUAAACCAACCUUAUCAGCAACAACAAACAUCUGGUUCUUCAGAUAUUGCUCCUUUGAUGAAUAUACCAUCUACUAAGCCAUCUCAGACUGCUCCACAACGAGAUGUUGUUCGUAAUAUCAGAGGUAAUCAAUUUCAACAACAAUUUCCUCUUUUACCUAAAUCAACUAAUCCUUAUUCAAAGUUUCGGUGGGAUAAAUGUAAUAAGUGCAACCAAACUGGCCAUACUUCUAGUGAGUGUCGCAAGUUUCAUGCUUACAUUAAUGAAACUCAAGAAGAAACACUGGAAGAAGAAGCUCUUGGAGAUGAUGAGUUACUUUAUAUUCAAGAACAUGAGACUUAUGAUGCUAAUUUCCUUGGAGUAAUUCGGCCAGUUUUUAUCACUGAACCAUGUCCUACUCAAAGACAUAGUAUUUUCAGAUCUCAUCGUCUCAUUGAAGAGAAGCUUUGCAACAUGAUAAUUGACAGUGGAAGUACAGAAAACUAUGUUUCUGCCAAACUAGUUGAGAAACUCGGUUUACCUGUUACUCUUCAUCCAAAACCACAUUCAGUUGGUUGGAUAAACAUUUCAUCCACUCAACAAAUCACUCAUCAAUGUCUUGUGAAGUUUUCUUUCCCUGGCUAUUCUGAUUAUGCUUUGUGUGAUAUUAUCAACAUGACUGCAGCAAGUUUAUUAUUGGGAAGACCAUGGCAGUAUGAUAUUCAUGUUGUUCAUAACUGCUAUGGGAAUACUUAUACCUUUGUUCAUGAAGUAUUUACCAAAGUUUUGUAUCCGUUACAAUCUUCUUAUUCUCUCAAAGAAUCAGCAGACAAGAAGACUACUUCUUUGGUGGCUAUAAUUGUUCAUUCGUUAAAUACACAUUCCCUGAGCUCUCAUGAAGUUACUAAACCUGUUAGAGCAUAG
Papaver somniferum (opium poppy) is the source of this 1767-nucleotide messenger RNA. RefSeq lists its product as uncharacterized. The record is from RefSeq and is a predicted model, not a curated record. The transcript has 2 exons. NCBI's taxonomy places the organism in Eukaryota, Viridiplantae, Streptophyta, Magnoliopsida, Ranunculales, Papaveraceae. Gene Ontology annotation, molecular function: nucleic acid binding; zinc ion binding. The coding region runs from base 1 to 1767 and encodes 588 amino acids.